CAAGCAGUGCUUUACGUCGUGAGGUGCGGACUUCCUGCAUGGCGUGAGGCUUAUACAAGUGUUCAGGCCGGGAUUUCUCUUAUCAAAGAUUGGCAAGAACAGCUACUAUAGCUGUUACAGUGGGCAGCGCUAGCAUACACAACCUACAAGCUGGAAGAAUGGCAGAAGAUAAUUCCACGGGCCUGUGGACUCUCACGACGCAAGUUGCUCACACACUUAAGGAGGCCGCCAUGGAGUCUUACACAGCCGUCUUGGCAAACGGCACUUACGUCUUUCUCAAGGAACUCAUCAUCACCGAGGAAGAAUGUCUUGGCGCAGACUUUGACAUCCCAGAAGGGGACUACUGUAACAGUACCUGGGACCGGAUCUACUGCUGGCCGCCUGUCGCCGCCGGUACCACCGUCUACCUGCCCUGUCCGGAACACAAGGGCUACGACGGCUCGAAGAUCCUGGCGUACCGUACGUGUAACCAGACGGGGCAGUGGCUGUGGGGACCGUGGACUAACUACACCGCCUGUCUCCCGCACAAGCUGCCGCCGGAACCUCCGGUCAAAGAGCUGCCAAUCCUGACCUUCGUUGUUCGUGACAUCUAUUUCUACGGGUCCUGCAUGUCUCUCGCCUUCCUAUUGGCUACCGUCUUCAUCUACUACUACCUGAGGCGACUUUCUAGUAGUGGGCGGAUCACCAUCCACAAGAACCUGGCCAUAUCCUUCCUCCUGUACUACAUUCUGUCCGUGGUGCUGUUUGAACCUUAUAUCAAUACGCCGGAAAACAUAGACGACUCCUACCGACAAGUGCCUGGCCUGUGUGAGUUCCUGGUCGGCGCCUCGCGGUAUUUCUUCACGACGAACGUGUUCUGGAUGUUCGUGGAGGGGCUCCACCUGCACAAGCGGAUCGCCGUGGCCGUGUUCAGCGCCGAGACCAACAUGCUGCUCUACAGCGCCAUCGGCUGGGGUAUCCCGUCACUCCUUGUGGUAGCGUGGUCCGUCGUCAUGGUGAUGUUCCACGCGCAGGCGUGUUGGGACCAGUACAACCAGCUGCCUUACGCCUGGAUCCUGUCCGGUCCCAUCUACCUGGUACUGUUGGUGAACCUUGCUUUCCUGAUCAACAUUAUCAGGAUCCUUGUGCAGAAACUGAAGGAGAAACAAACAGUCGAGAGUCAACAAGUCACGAAAGCGGCGAAGGCCACCCUGAUCCUGUUCCCUCUGUUGGGGGUCCCGCACCUGCUGUUGAUCUACGAUCCGGCAGAUGGCGGUGCUGGACAGUGGAUCUAUCAGAUCUUCAACGCCUUCAUGCAGGCCAUGCAGGGAGUCUUCAUCGCUGUGAUCUACUGUUUCUUUGAUCUGGAAGUUCAGCGCGAGUUCCGCAGGAUCAUCGGCCGCUGGUCCCGCAGACGCUCCAGUACCCUCAGGAGAACCUCCUCGAGUGCAAUGACCCGCCAGUCACAUCGCCCCCUAGCGGUGGACAGGUCCUUCGACAGGUCCAUCAGCUACUCCGGAUCGUUCCGGAUGCACUCCAUGCGCCGCGGCGUGGAUAGCGGCUGUCCGCGCAGCACGACUGACGACUGGUACCCCGGGCACAGCUGCUGCAGCGCGGGGCAGCGCGUGGAAGCGCCCAACAACCUGCGACCAAUCAGCGCUGACAUAUGCUGA
Branchiostoma belcheri (Belcher's lancelet) is the source of this 1652-nucleotide messenger RNA. Its product is annotated as corticotropin-releasing factor receptor 2-like. Gene Ontology annotation, molecular function: G protein-coupled peptide receptor activity. Gene Ontology annotation, cellular component: plasma membrane. NCBI's taxonomy places the organism in Eukaryota, Metazoa, Chordata, Leptocardii, Amphioxiformes, Branchiostomatidae. Bases 159 to 1652 code for a protein of 497 amino acids. The record is from RefSeq and is a predicted model, not a curated record. The transcript has 13 exons. Gene Ontology annotation, biological process: cell surface receptor signaling pathway; adenylate cyclase-modulating G protein-coupled receptor signaling pathway.